GGCAAACUGGUCCAUAAGCGCUUGGAUCUUGGAUGUUUGCCACCUGAGUGUUAGUUAUUCAUAUAUGGACACGAAAAUCCUGCGCUAGGAAAUUCUCACGAUUUUCCAGACAGAUCUCUGCCAGGGCUACCUUAAAGUGGAAGACUUGGAAUUUCAAGAUUUUAUUAUAUUGCAAAUUGUAGACAAUGGGCUACAAUUGUCGGAAGGAGAGUCGUUAGCUUUAAUAACUGGAAUGAGGAACUCGAUGCAAAACUUUAUGCGAAAAUCCGGAAGAGACGCUAGUGAAAACUUUUAUUUUAAAUGUUUUGCCUUACAGGUGUGCGGUAAGAAACACGUAUCUCAUAAACGCAGUGUUAAGCAUAUCUUUGUGGCUAAGAUUUUGCGGAUCUCAUUGCCCGUAAUCGCGAACUAAAAAUACGAAACGUUAUCUACUCAACUAAAACAGGAAGCGCCUCGCCAUUAAAAGGAAAUAACUCAGAAGUCGUAUAACUGCACUAUAAUACAAGGCAUCAAAUGAGCAGCUACAGCGUGUACAGCUUCUUCCCUCACACAUCCACCAUGCCUAUCGAAGUGGCCAUGCCGCUGUAUUUGUCAAGAGAUGACUUCAGCCACCGGAGGGCGGCGAAGAGGGAAAAGCCCCUGCGACCCAACCUCCGAGUGAAACAUCAGCCCCUCCAACAGCAGCCAGCGGAGGCCAGCAUCCCCAUCACAGACCAGGGCAGAGCCAAGAAGCAGGUGUCCUUUGCUGACCACAAGGGCCUGGCCCUGACCAAGGUGAAAGUCUUCUCUGAGUUCGACGACCCCAUCGACAUCCCCGUCAACAUCAAGGAGCUGCUCAGCUCGGUGGCCAGCCUGUCCCUGGAUGAAGACAAGCUGAUCCUCGACUUCAGUCAGCCAUCGUCGGACUACCUGCUCUUCCGGCAGCGCCUGGAGAGUCAGCGAGUGUGCCUGGAGCACUGCACUCUGAAGGAGAGGGCCCUGGCGGGCACUGUCAAGGUGAAGAACCUGUCCUUUGAGAAAUCGGUCAAGGUGCGCAUCACCUUUGACACCUGGAAGAGCUACACGGAUGUGGAGUGCCAGUACGUAAAGGACACAUAUACGGGCACCGACCGCGACACCUUCUCCUUCGAGGUGAGCCUGCCCGACCAAGUCCGGCCGCACGAGCGCAUCGAGUUCGCCAUCUCCUACGAGGCCAAAGGCCACACUUACUGGGACAGCAACCAGGGUGAGAACUACAGGAUCAUCCAGUCGGCGCUGAAGAAUGGGUCCCAGGACACCUCCCAGAGCGGCUACCAGCAGCAGGGCCUCAGCGACUUGGGAAUCCACUUUGACCCCUAUGGUAGCCCUCGGUGCUCCCAUGGGAUCUUCCCAGAGUGGCCAAGCUACGCAGGAUAUGAAGAAAUCGGGCCCUACUAUUAAUAAGAUUUCUGAUUGUCAGCAUCCAGGUUUAAGAAUGGGUAAACUUAAGUUCCCUCCUUGUGGGAGGUCUAACAGGUAAGGGACACGCAGAGUGAAACGUGGUUUUGGGAGCAAUGCUGAAUGGCCACGCAGCCUGACGUGGACAUUACUGUUGAAAGUGCACAGCACUGGACAGCAGCAAACUCACCAGAGCCUCAGGACCAUAAAAAAAACAUACUGGAAGUGGGAGAGGCUUAUAAUAAGACUAAGAAUUUAUGCCACUUUACACAGUGCAAUACCGUAAAUUAUGAGAAUGUGGGAACAUGCAAUGAAUAGCCAGUAUUUAAUGACUUCAGGAAAGCAAAUGUUUCACACCAUAAUACAGGAUCAGCAGUCCAGCUGUUGAAAAUGCCCCUGGCCUUCUCUCUGUUAUUGCAAAGGAUUCGUAGAGUGAGAGAGAGAGAGUGUGUGUGUGUGUGUGUGUGAGAGAGAUCAAGCAAGAAGUUUAUUCUACUUUGCCUUUCUGUCUGCUGCUAUUAUCAUUGAAUGCAUGUAGCCCCUAGAGUGAUGACUGAUAUUGUAUGUUUCACAGUAAAUAGUAUUGCUGUGUGAGUCCCAAAGAUGUCUUCCGUGUGUUAUGGAAUAUUGUUUCAGGCGGGACUGACCCUAGUAGGGGAUUUAAAAUGCACCCAGUGCUCAGGUGGCAUGUUCACCAUUUAUGACGACUGAUUAAGAGAACCUUGAUUCCCGUUUUGUAUAACAGCUCAGAAAUCAGGCGUGAACUUUCAUCUUUUAAAAAAGAAUAAGACCCAUGUCACACGUCACAUGUCUUGCUUUUUAUACAGUGGAAUGGAAUGGGUCUGCAAAGGUGCAGCUUUGUGUGGGUGUGACAGGAGACCGCAAUGCAGACCCGUAUCUGGGGAGUGUCAACUCUCCUGCAGAAAGUGAAACUAGACGAAUGAAUAAAGAACUGUACAGACCAGCCUCAAUGGAUCUUUCAUAAAACAGUCCUGAUGAAAGCAUGCAUGUUCAGCACAUCACCUGUCAUGGAUAUUUGCCUUAGCCUUUGAUACAGACUUCCCAGACUUCAAUUUCAGAUGGAUUUAUGUUAAUUUGAUGGUGACCAUACCCUUUCUCCAAUACUGUUUGCUUCAACUGCCACUCAGUCAGCAAAUGUUUUAUGAUCUCAACUCUGGGAGGAAGUCCAAUGCAAUUAUAUACAUGAUUUUGAAUAAUGUAAUUUUGUAAGGCAAUGUAAGGCAACAUGCAUGUGUGACUGCUCUUAAGGUUGCAUGGACUUGAGUGCUCAGUUUUUUCCGCUGUAGAAUCUUAAUGUUUUCCUGUGAUUUCCGUUUCAUUUUGGGUUGUGAGCAUGAAAAAUUCAGCAGCUGUUAUUGGUUGCAUAUGAUCCUGUAAUGUGAAACAUUGUCAACUGCUGUAAGAUAUAUUUUAGAUAUCCAUGUUUGGUGAUUUUUGAAUGUCCUUCACUUUUUGUCCUGUGAUGUAUCAUCAAAGAAUGAUCUGCUUGGGUUUCCUAUCUGCACUUUCCUAUCUGCACAAACAGAUUGCAAAAAGUAGAUUUUUAAGGAAAAUGCCUUUAUCACAAUGUAAAUAUGCUACUGAUACAUAUCUGCAUUCUUUAAAGGUGAGUUUAAAAGUUAAUUUUCACAAUACAGAAUUUUAGUUUGUUUUUGGUGGCUUUUGCCAUUUUCACAACUUAAUUGAUGUCACCGUGUCAGACCUGCUGAAGUACUCAGUUCAGUGUAUUCUUUUAAACUAGCAUUAAGAAGGAGGACUGCCACAACUUUGUCCAGAACAGAGUAUUUGUAACACUGUUAUAAAAUAUUACAUUAUUAUAUUUGAAAAAAGAAAAAAAUUAUACUUGUAAAAAUUUGUAAAAUUCAUUUUAAGGCCCAAGACGUUAGCGCAGUUGUGUAUAUUCGUUGUGAAUAUUUUUUUAUGUCAGAUGAUGUGCAAUUAAUAGGAAUGUGAAGUUCAAAUACCAGGUUCAAAAAAGUGUUGGUUUUAGAUGUGUUUGUUCAAUUUUACCACAAUGACUGUAAAGCAUGUUU
Megalops cyprinoides (Indo-Pacific tarpon) is the source of this 3470-nucleotide messenger RNA. It is a transcript of the gene ppp1r3b, whose product is annotated as protein phosphatase 1, regulatory subunit 3B. Lineage: Eukaryota; Metazoa; Chordata; Actinopteri; Elopiformes; Megalopidae. Gene Ontology annotation, cellular component: protein phosphatase type 1 complex. The transcript is spliced from 2 exons. The coding region runs from base 514 to 1419 and encodes 301 amino acids. Gene Ontology annotation, molecular function: protein phosphatase 1 binding; glycogen binding. The record is from RefSeq and is a predicted model, not a curated record. Gene Ontology annotation, biological process: regulation of glycogen biosynthetic process.